Camellia sinensis is the source of this 3977-nucleotide messenger RNA. RefSeq lists its product as uncharacterized. The record is from RefSeq and is a predicted model, not a curated record. Gene Ontology annotation, molecular function: protein binding. NCBI's taxonomy places the organism in Eukaryota, Viridiplantae, Streptophyta, Magnoliopsida, Ericales, Theaceae.
CAAAGAUCAAACCCUCUUCAAUGGCCGCCACUCUCUGCAACAACAACAACAAUUCAUGACCUCUCUCAUCGCCCGAAAUGGUAAAUACUCUCAAAAUCCACUCUCUUAUUCUCCUCCCUAGGCACUACCCUCUAUUGGGUUCUCACAAAUUUUUCAAUUUUUCAUCCAAACCCAACAUUUCUUCGCAAUUUGAAGGCUUCUCAAACUUGGUCUCUAAGGUGUGUGAUAUUCUUUGUGAGCUUCAAUGGUAUAGAAGCUCCGAACUCCAGCGUUUGAGUCCCAAACUCAAACCUCACCACGUUGCGGAGAUUAUUGAUUCCCACAAGAGCACUGAAUCGGCUCUGCAGUUCUUUUACUGGGUCUCUAAGAGACCUUUCUACAAACACAAUUUGAACUGUUUCAAGUCGAUGUUAAAUAGGCUCGUCCGCGAUCGGAACUUUGCGCCCGCUGAUCAUGUUAGGAUUUUGAUGAUCAAAGCUUGUAGAAAUGGGGAGGAGAUUACCCGGGUUAUUGAUUAUCUCAAUGAAAUCGGUACGAAAGGUUUGGGGUCUAGUUUAUAUAGUUUUAAUACUCUUUUGAUUCAAUUAGGCAAGUUUGAGAUGGUUGGUGCUGCUCAAAAUGUGUAUAAGCAAAUGUUGAAUAACGGGAUUAAACCCACUUUAUUGACUUUCAAUACGAUGAUUAAUAUACUUUGCAAAAAGGGGAAGGUUCAAGAGGCGGGGUUCAUUCUGAGUAAGAUUUUUCAGUAUGAUUUGAACCCCGAUGUGUUUACCUAUACGUCUUUGAUUCUUGGGCAUUGUAGAAACCGUAACUUAGAUGCAGCAUUUGCGGUUUUUGAUAGGAUGGUAAAGGAAGGUUGUGAUCCAAAUUCUGUGACUUAUACGACACUGAUAAAUGGACUUUGUAAUGAGGGGAGGUUAGAUGAGGCACUGGACAUGCUCGAGGAAAUGAUUGAGAAAUGCAUUGAACCUACUGUGUAUACAUACACUGUCCCAAUUUCUUCGUUAUGUACAGCUGGGCGUGUGAAGGAGGCUAUUGAUCUUGUGGCCAGCAUGAGGAAAAGGGGUUGUCACCCAAAUGUGCAGACAUACACAGCUCUGAUUAGUGGGUUGUCUCGAUUGGGUAAACUGGAGGUGGCAAUUGGGUUGUACCACAAGAUGUUGAAGGAUGGUUUGGUUCCAAACACGGUCACAUACAAUGCAAUGAUAAAUGAAUUGUGUGCUGGAGGAAGAUUCAAUGAUGCUUUCAAGAUUUUCUAUUGGAUGGAAAGACAUGGUAGCUUGCCAAACAUUGAAACCUACAACGAAAUCAUAAACGGAUUUUGCAUGGUUGGAAAUAUUGAGAAGGCAAUGGUUCUUUUCAAUAAAAUGCUGAAGGUAGGUCCCCCUCCAACAAUAAUAACAUACAAUACACUCAUUAAUGGAUACCUUAAACAUGGGAAUCUGAACAAUGCUUUGAGACUAUUGGGUUUGAUGAAGGAGAAUGGUUGUGAACCUGAUGAAUGGACUUACACAGAACUUGUUUCAGGGUUUUGCAAAAGAGGCAAGUUUGAUUUGGCUACAACUCUUUUUAACGAAAUGGUGGAGCGCGGCUUGAGUCCAAAUGAGUUUAAUUACACAGCAUUGAUUGAUGGUCACUGUAAAGAAGGGAAAGUAGAUGUUGCCUUGUCAUUACUUGAGAGGAUGGAGGAAAAUGGCUGCAAUGCAAAGAUUGAAACUUACAAUUCUGUGAUAAAUGGUUUGGCCAAAGAGAAUAGAUUUUCGGAAGCAGAGAAACUAUGUAAUGAGAUGGCAGAAAAAGAGUUGCUCCCAAAUGUCAUCACCUAUACCACUUUGAUUGAUGGGCUUUGUAGGAACGGUGGGACACAUCUUGCAUUCAGGAUUUUCCAUGAAAUGGAAAAAAGUAACUGUUUUCCAAAUUUAUACACCUACAGUUCACUCAUUUACGGGUUGUGUCUAGAAGGCAAGGCUGAUGAUGCGGAGAUGUUACUUGAAGAGAUGGAGAGGAAAGGAUUGGUUCCUGAUCUUGUUACAUUUACCUCACUAAUUGAUGGGUUUGUAAUGCUUGGUAGGCUAGAUCAUGCAUUUUCACUUCUACGACGUAUGAGUGAUGUGGGCUGUAAACCUAGCUACCGAACUUACACUGUAUUGGUGAAGGGCUUGCAAAAAGAAUUCCAUUUGCUUGCAGAAAAGGUUGCAGUCCAACAUGAAGCAGCAUAUAGUUGCAGUUCGGAUGACAAGGAUGUCAGUUUUGAAAUGGUAUGCGAUCUCUUGACUAGAAUGUCAGAGUAUGGCUGUGAACCUACUAUUGAUACGUACAGUACCUUAGUCACUGGCUUGUGUAGAGAAGGCAGAACUUAUGAAGCAAGACAAUUGGUUAAAAAUAUGGAAGAGAAACGGAUGUGUCCUAAUAAAGAGAUUUGUGUAUCUCUCCUGGGUGCUUAUUGCAAGGGUUCGAAAGUGGACCAUGCUCUUGAAAUUUUUAAAUUGAUGAUUGUUGAAGGCUUUGAGCCUCGUUUAUCAAUUUAUAGAACUCUCGUUUGUGCUCUCUGCAAAGCAUGCAGGAUGGAAGAAGCUCAAGCUUUGUUCGAAAACAUGCUUGAGAAACAAUGGAAUUCCGAUGAGAUUGUUUGGACUAUCUUGGUCGAUGGGUUGCUCAAGGAGGGAGAAUCCAAUAUGUGCAUGAAGUUUCUUAACAUUAUGGAAUCUAAGAAUUGCACUCUUAAUCUCCAAACAUAUGUAAUCUUGGCCAGAGAAUUGUCAAAAGUAGACAAAGUUGUCAACACAGAUCAAGUUGCGGACAAAUUGAGAACCAUGACAGUAUUUUCAUCAAGUUGACAUUUCCCUUACCAAAUCAACGAACACAAAACGAGGCUGUCUCUCGGGGAAGACAAAUGGGUAGCUGUUUAUUUGGGCCUCAGUAAUCCCAUGACUGAGAUGCAAUUUUUUAGAACCUGUAAAUAAAUAGCUGAGCUGUAAUUACUUCGAAGCUCUAUCAUCCAAUGAAUGAAUUCCACCCAAAAGGUCAAGCCAAAUUGUUGAAGUCUAAUCUGGAAUUAUACCAUGAUGACAGGUCAAGCAAACUUUCAGCCCAGUGAACAAGUUGAUCAUUUUCAGGAUGAAAACCGGGCAGCUUGGAUUUAGCCCACAUACAUAGCGUUCGUUUUCUAGGAACCUAAGAAGAAGAUUUAAGUACACAUUGGCUAAAGACUCAUGUUGAGACAAUCCAUCCAUAUUUGGCCAAUUGAUCGGUGUGCAGAUGCUGCAAGUCCUGUGGAGGAGAAGAAGAAGGCAAUUGUGAAGAGUUAGCACCGGUAUUGAGACUAAUGCCUAGUUGGAUAGAGCAUGGACAGCCCAAUUUCAGGCUGAAAGUUUAGUUUACUGCAAAUCGUAUGAUGGUAAUGACAGAAUCUAUAAAAAUUAUUCAACAAGUUCUGAAAGAUAUUCCACGAGGACCCAAUGAGAAUUUAGAAAUUUGCCACUUUGAUAGAGUAAGGAAUCCCAAAUGGAAUGAUUUUUAAUUCUGAUUCGUUAGUAAGAAUACCCUUCUCCAACUUUGAAUUGCCAAAGUUAGAAAAUUAUCUAAAGUGCCGGAUUCCCAUCAAACCCCUAAUAUUGUGGUUUGUAGUCACCUGCUCUAAUCCUAUGAGCCAGUGACCUCAACCCGUCUCCAUUGGAAACUUUGCUCACCCCAAUCAUUUCACACGAAGAGGGUGUGAAAGCACGUUUAUCUCUAGCAAGCUACCAACAAAGCAAAGAAAGAUGCUUGAAAGCAGAAGUGAUCAAGCCCUUUGUGGUGAUAGAGCCAAUACCAAGACCUUGGAUUUAAGUAUUGACUUGGUGCACAUUAAUUAGAUAUAAUGACAAUGUAAUUUCCAUUACGUUGUUGUGUUACAAUGGAAAUCAUUUCCAAUAAUUUACGUUUUCAGAACCUUUACUCGAGCAAAUCUAAUGCUAAUUUGUUCCGAUUAUGAGCUC